This is a messenger RNA of Fusarium coffeatum, 2634 nucleotides long. RefSeq lists its product as uncharacterized. Gene Ontology annotation, molecular function: DNA ligase (ATP) activity; DNA binding; ATP binding. Gene Ontology annotation, cellular component: DNA ligase III-XRCC1 complex. Gene Ontology annotation, biological process: lagging strand elongation; double-strand break repair via alternative nonhomologous end joining; DNA biosynthetic process. The record is from RefSeq and is a predicted model, not a curated record. The coding region runs from base 1 to 2634 and encodes 877 amino acids. Lineage: Eukaryota; Fungi; Ascomycota; Sordariomycetes; Hypocreales; Nectriaceae. The transcript has 3 exons.
AUGCCGAGUCCUACUAAGAAACGGAAGCUUAAUAACGGCACCAAGUCAACAACUCCAGCUCGGGGUCUUGAAUAUUUCUUCUCAAAACAAAAACAGAAUGAUGCAAACUCAAGCAAAAAGCCUAAGAUUGAAGAGAGUGAUGGAGCAUCAAGUGAUGUUCCGACGGAAAUGACUGAUGAGGAAUUGGCUAGGAAGCUCCAGGCCGAAUGGGAUCAAGAGGUUGCCAAUACGCCGCAAGCCACCCUCCAGGAACAGACUGUGCAACUUCCAAAUAAGCACAAUGUAUCGGUCUCUAGGGAUGAAAGCCCAAGUCCAACCGCUCCAAGAUCUAAGCCGUCAUUCACCCUACCAACAGCUUCCAACAAGCCUACAGACAACAAGGCGAAACCUACACUUGGCCUUCAAGCUGCUGGCAUGGCCGAGGAUACGACUACUACAUCAAUACCGUUCGACGAAUCGCCUCUGACAUUUGAUCCACAGGAAUACUUGGAUCAAUUAAAAGAACACUGGGCCUCUGAAGGUGGUAACGCAUCAUAUGCAUUACUCACUCGAUGCUUCAUUCUCAUCAAUGGCACAACAAGUCGAAUCAAGAUCGUAGACACACUUGUGAAUUGUUUAAGGGUCCUCAUCGAGGGCGACCCAGCAAGCUUGUUACCGGCAGUCUGGUUGGCGACUAAUGCGAUCUCUCCCCCUUAUAUAUCUAUGGAGCUGGGGUUGGGUGGAUCGGCCAUAUCGAAAGCGUUGCGAAAUGUUUGCGGGCUUGAUAGCCGGGCUCUCAAGGCUAUUUACGACAAAUAUGGCGAUGCUGGAGAUGUGGCUUUCGAGGUCAAGAAGAAACAGAGUUUCACCCUGAGAAAACCAAAGCCUUUGACGAUUAAGGCUGUUUAUGAGUCUUUAGUGAAGAUUUCCAACAGUCAGGGACAGGGCAGCGCAGACACCAAGCAGAGAAUAGUUGACCGUCUUCUACAAGACGCCCGUGGCGGCGAGGAGAGUCGGUUUGUGGUGCGAACUCUCUGCCAACAUCUACGCAUCGGUGCUGUCAAAACGACAAUGUUAAUCGCCUUAUCACGAGCCUUCCUACUUUCACGCCCACCAGGGGCUGACUUCCCUCUCAAAUCGGUGUCUGACCUAGCCAAACUCAAGAAAGAAGAUCUAGCUGAAGUCUGGAGCCGAGCUGAGGAAAUAGUCAAAGCUUGCUUCGCUAGGCAUCCAAACUACAGCGAUCUCGUGCCCGUUCUCCUUGAAAUCGGGAUUUCCGAGGAACUGUUGAUACGAUGCGGUCUAACCCUCCAUGUCCCGCUGCGCCCUAUGCUUGGAAGUAUCACGAGAGACCUGUCCGAGAUGCUUACUAAACUACAGGGAAGAGACUUUGCGUGCGAAUUUAAGUAUGACGGUCAGAGAGCCCAAAUACAUUGUGACGAGAACGGAAAAGUCAGCAUUUUCUCUCGACAUUUAGAAGUUAUGACGGACAAGUAUCCUGAUUUGGUUGAGUUGAUACCAAAAAUACGUGGUGAAGGUGUCGAUAGCUUCAUCAUGGAAGGCGAAGUCGUGGCUGUUGACCGUGAAAGCGGAGAACUCAAGAACUUCCAGACACUCACAAAUCGAGCGAGAAAGGAUGUUGAUAUUGGAACUAUCACGGUAGAUGUUUGUAUGUUCUCGUUCGAUUUGAUGUACCUCAAUGGACAGCCACUACUGGAUCGACCAUUCCGAGAAAGGCGGGAGCUUCUGCGGUCGCUUUUCAAAGAGAUACCGCAUCAUUUUACCUGGGUAAAAAGCCUUGAUGCUAGGUCAGCCGACUCCGAGUCGGUCCUCGAAUUCUUCAAAGCUGCCACAGACGCCAAGUGUGAAGGAAUCAUGGUGAAAAUCCUGGACAACCUACCUUCGGAGCCGAAUUUAGGGGAAGAGGGACCGGAAGGAUCUGAUAAAACGUUGACACCGAGCUCAAGGUCAAAGGGGAAAGGGAAAUCAAAAGGCAAAAAAGAUCAGAAUGGAGAAAAGGCCAAGACAAGGAGGAAACCAUUACUGGCGACAUACGAACCAGAUAAGCGGCUCGACUCCUGGCUCAAAGUCAAGAAGGACUAUAACUCAAGUUUCGAUACGCUUGAUCUUAUCCCUGUCGCUGCUUGGCAUGGACAAGGACGCAAGGCGAAAUGGUGGUCGCCUAUGCUCAUGGCUUGCCGCAAUGAGGAGACUGGAUCUCUGGAGGCUGUGUGCAAAUGCAUGUCUGGUUUCACAGAUAGCUUCUACAAGGCUAACCGACAGUUUUAUGACGAUGGUGAAGAGAGCGGCGAGCCUCAGAACACGAGAACCACACAACCCAGUUUUGUGGAAUACUCAGGACCGAGACCUGAUGUUUGGUUCGAGCCACAAGAAGUGUGGGAAAUGGCUUUUGCGGAUAUUACGUUGAGUCCAACCUACACUGCAGCAAUCGGGCUUGUAAGUGACGAGAGGGGGUUGAGCCUGAGAUUUCCGAGAUUUAUGAAGAAAAGAGAGGAUAAGAGUCUCGAAGAAGCGAGCACAAACGACUUUUUGGCCGGCCUUUGGCGCAAACAAGAAGCAAAGGCCGCUUCGAAGAAAGAGAACAAGGAUGAAGCAGGGGCGGAAGGAGAAGAUGUAGAAGAAGCUGAUGAUUGA